This is a messenger RNA of Coregonus sp. 'balchen', 6420 nucleotides long. The record is from the annotation of a GenBank genome assembly. NCBI's taxonomy places the organism in Eukaryota, Metazoa, Chordata, Actinopteri, Salmoniformes, Salmonidae.
CAUGUUUGAGGACAUUUAUUUCCAUUGUUAGAGCGGUCACUCGACUAUCUUGUCAAUAUAAUAGAACAUCGUUGACACCACGACAUACAAGACGAAACCGAGCAGCACACAGCGAAAUCUGAAGGAUUGCAAACUAGCUAUAGCUGUCAUCAUGAACACCGAAUCUGUUGUCAUCGUUUCUGCUGCAAGGACCCCUAUUGGUAAAUACAUCUAUUGAAUCUGUCUGAUUCCACACUAGUUGUAUUGGCAAUCAUUUGCAACACAGCUAGCUACGGCUGUAUGUUUAUUUGUUGCAUUUCCUUAUCACACGAGAUUUGAAUUGUAACGCUGUUUUACCGAUCUUGCAAAUUGUCCAGUCCUGGUUUUGUGUGUAGUGUAAUGAAAUUGUCUUAUUUGUUAAACAUGUUUAAAUGUAACUGAACCACGGGAAAAUUUGCAAUGGGAUUCGCUUUUUCGGAACCUUGAUUGGUCGCCUCACCUUCUGCCCAGAUCCUCGAGACAGCGAUUGGCUGUUGGUCAUAGUACCAUGGACCAGCGGCUAUUUACGAUAGGCUGGAGAUGAAACCAUGAAUGGGGUUGGGCGUGUUUUAGUUGGAUGGUGUCUUUGUAAGAAAUGUUGGAAUAUUGCAACCUAAUUGACACCUUUGUUAAUAACAUGUAUUCUCUUGUUGUUUGAGACUCUGAUGUAAUGCAAUGGGAGAGUGCUGUCACACCAUGGAAGCAAUCAUAUUAAUGGCCAAGUGCAUUUCUCAAAACCCAGCUAGGCCUUUUUGAACCCAUGAUAUCAUACAAUCAAUGCCCUGCUCUUUUUGUGGGUACUGUAUAUAGUCUCAAUUAUAUUCGCUCGUUUCACAGGCUCUUUCAAUGGUGCUUUAUCCAGUGUGCCCCUCCAAGACCUGUGCUCGGUGGUGAUCAAGGAUGUUCUGAAGAGAGUCAACCUGAAGCCUGAGGAGGUGUCUGAAGUCAUCAUGGGGCACGUGCUGACUGCGGGUAAAGGCUUAGACCGGAACAGACUACUGUCCUUUUAUCAGAGCUGACUUACUACUUAAUUAGUGUGAAAGGGUUUUCAUUACUAUAGUGCUGUGUCAUGUGAACUAGUGUACUUAGUUGCUUUAACCCGCCUCAUCCUAUCUUACCUCUCUCUCUUUUCUCCCUUCCCUCUCUCUCUCUUCUCCUCUCCCCUGCUCUCUCCUUCCCAGGUCAUGGGCAGAACCCAGCCCGACAGGCCAGUGUUGCUGCGGGCAUCCCCUACCCGGUGCCUGCCUGGAGCUGCCAGAUGGUGUGUGGAUCUGGGCUGAAGGCUGUGUGUCUGGGGUUUCAGUCCAUCCAGACUGGAGAGUCAACCGUGGUGGUAGCAGGAGGCAUGGAGAGCAUGAGCCGGGUAAAACUGAGAUAAAUGGGGGGAGAGAGAUGGUGGAGUGCGAGAGAGAAAGAUGGGGUGAAAUGUAUACCAUUCUACCAGAGGAGAAGCCACGGCAGGGCCUGGCCCACCCAAUCAAAAAUAAAUAAACUUCAUUUGUUGGUUGUAUUGUCUCCUGACUAAUCGGAAAUGUUGAAAAUGCAGUAGGAGUUUCCUGGGAUGUAAUUGGUUUAUCGCAAUCACAUCCUUAAAUCACAAGCGCAUAGCCUACAGUUGGGAAGCCUGCCAUUUGGGCAGCGUGAGUGCGGCAAGUAUCAAAUAGCUGAUUUUCGAGUUGUGGCUGUUAGUGAGAAGCAUUUAAAAUAGGUCUAGGACUAUCGCAAUAUUUCAAAAUUCAAUUGUGAGAAAAACACAAAUGUCACAUAUAUUCCGAAUUAUCCUUUCAAAUGAUUUAAGUGUGAAGUGUAGGGUAGUUAUUUCCCAUUAGUAGCCUACACCAGGAUAAUUAAUCUCUUGACUCUAGUGGAGAGCAUUGGCCAUAUCCCCUGCGAGUGUGAAUAUUCACUGUCUUUAUCAUUGGGUGAGUCAGCGCCACGGGAAAGUUUAGGACAAUAAUUUCCUCCUCCAGUCCGAAAGUGUGCAAAGAAAGGAAAAUAAAUGCUUUUUUGAGAACAGUAACCAGGUUUCCAUCCAACCAUUUCAUGCGGAUGGAUGAAUGACCUAAUGAAUGAAAAAAGUCACGACCGGGCUGAUGGAAACAGGAUAUGCCGGUACAAUUUUAUAAAUGCAGACAGAAAAUUGUCACGCGAUGAUAUACUGAACAAAAAUAUAAACACAACAAUUUCAAAGAUUUUGCUGAGUUACAGUUCAUAUAAGGAAAUCAGUCAAUUGAAAUAAAUAAAUUAGGCCCUAAUCUAUGGAUUUCACUUGACUGGGCAGGGGCCCAGCCAAUCAGAAUGAGUUUUUCUCUACAAAAAGGCAGAAAUAUUCCUCAGCAUGCAGUUUAUUAGGGUACGGCAGGUAGCUUAGUGGUUAAGAGCGUUGUGCCAGUAACCGAAAGGUCGCUGGUUCUAAUCCCCGAGCCGACUAGGUGAAAAAUCUGUCAAUGUGCCCUUGAGCAAGGCACUUAAUCCUAAUUGCUCCUGUAAAUCGCUCUGGAUAAGAGCGUCUGCUAAAUGACUAAAAUGUAAUAAAUUCUGAACUUCACAGGGUGGUGAAACAUUCAUGGCCAUUUUGCUAGCUAGCUUGCUGUUGCUAGCUAAUUUGUCCUGGGAUAUAAACAUUGGGUUAUUUACCUGAAAUGCACAAGUUCAGCUUUCAAUCACCCACGUGGAUAUAUGCUCUUAAAAACCAAUGAGGAGAUGGGAGAGGUGGGACUUGCAGCGGGUCAUGCAUCAAAAAUAGAACCAAGUUCUAUUUUAGCGCCUGGCUACGCAGACGCUCGCGAGCAGUUUGGAUGAAAUGAUUGAAUGUAUGUGUACAUUUAUUUUGCAACGCUCAUAGGCGGUGGUCAGCAUGACAUUCUGGUGACGUGAUGAUCGAUGCUUGGCUGCCGUUUGACAUAAAAAUAAUAUCGCGCUUAUCCAUAAUAAUCUCAAUGUAGGUAGCCUACCCACACUGUAUCUGCGAGUUGUUGGCUAGAUCGAAAUUGCCAAGACCAAAUUUUUUGUGACAAAACCAUCAGUAGAGUUAAAUGCGAGCACAGACUUUUAUCCGCAAUAAGUCAGAAACAUCUCUGGUGGAAAGAUUUUUGAAUAUUCGCAUGAAAAUCUGUUGCAAAUUGGAUAGAAACCUAGCUAGUGAGUGAUUUAUAUUAUUAGCCUAAUUUAUGACUAUCCAAUCUAGCGGUUGUGUAGUUACGCUGCAUACUUGGCAAUUCUAAUGGGCUUGUUUGCCAAGGGAAAUGUGUGGUGUUUCUUGGUAACGUUUAACUUGUGUUGUCUUAAAUGAUGCAAUGCGAUUGCACUAAUUUUCACUUAAAUGUGUCAUGGUAUUUUUCCAGGAAAAUGUAGGCCCAGUCACUUUUACUUAGGCCCAGCCACAAGGCAAUUUCUGCCAAAUGCCCCUAUUAAUCUGCAAUAACUGUUUAUCCUUUGACCCCCCAGGCUCCCCACACAGUGCAGAUGCGGGCCGGAGUAAAGAUGGGCGAUGCCACCAUGCAGGAUUCUAUCAUCUCUGACGGACUGUCCGAUGCCUUCCAGUGCUACCACAUGGGCAUCACAGGUCAGGCGACCAGAGUCACAUUGUUAUUGAAUUCAAUGCAACUGAUAUUUUUCAGUACAACAAGGAGGAACAUUGGAGUGUCGCAAACCAGUAGGCUAAUGUUGUCUUUCUGUACGUAGCUGAGAAUGUGGCUAAGCAGUGGGGCGUGAGUCGCGAGGCUCAGGACCAGUUUGCUGCCCAAUCCCAGAACAGGACCGAGGCUGCCCAGAAAGCAGGACAUUUUGAUCAGGAGAUCGUUCCGGUCAUGGUGCCGUCCAGAAAAGGCAAGGAUUCUGUUGUGCUGGUUUGUGAACCCCCUGAGACCUCCCACCUCUCCCAUCUCCUCAUUGGUUUUUAAGAGCAUAUAUCCACGUGGUUGAUUGAAAGCUGAACUUGUGCAUUUCAGGUAAAAUAACAACCCAAUGUUUAUAUCCCAGGACAAAUUAGCUAGCAACAGCAAGCUAGCUAGCGAAAUGUCCAUGAAUGUUUCACCACCCUGUGAAGUUCAGAAUUUAUUACAUUUUAGUCAUUUAGCAGACGCUCUUAUCCAGAGCGACUUACAGGAGCAAGUGCCUUGCUCAAGUCGCUUUGGAUAAAAGCGUCUGCUAAAUGGCAUAUUAUUAUUAUUAUUACCUCAAGUGUGCUCAAAUCAUUGUUUCUUAUAUGUCUAACCACCAUUCCUUAAAAUGAGUUAGACCAGUGUUUCCCAACUCCAGUCCUUGAGUAUCCCCAACAGCACCCAUUUUGUUGUAGCCCCGGACAAGCAUACCUGAUUUAAUUUGUAAACUAAUCAUCAAGCCCUCAAUGAGUUGAAUCAGGUGAGUUUGUCCUGGACUACAACAGAAAUGUGUGCUGUUGGGGGUACUCAAGGACUGGAGUUGGGACACACUGAGGGCUCUUCAAUCAGAUCCGCUUUAGCCGACAUACGCAUAGCGGUGGUUUUGGCGGUGUCGGAGGUGGAACUGCGUUAGAGCUGUCAAUUCCACAAGCGGCUCCUGGCAUUACACCUAAAGCGGACAUUGCCAUUGGCUGCAAUGAGUCGCUUUAAGAGAAAUCCCAUGCAGCCUUGUUUGAACACUGGAAUGUGAGAUGUUAUCUACACCUCGAUUAGGGUGAUAGAAAUCCUAAUUAUUUUGUUGAAUGAUUUUCAAUUUGAGCAUCAUUAUUUUUAUAUAGCACUUUCUCGUUCUGAACUUCUAAUGCGACAGGUGUGGCUUCGUGACAAUGAUCAAGAGCAGCUGCUCACCGAUUUGACAGCUCCAGCAGUUACACUUCCGGCACCGCCAAAACAUCCGCUUUGUGGGUGUCGGCUAUCGCCGGUUAACACUUGAUCUGAUUGAAUCUAGGCACAAGUUAGACAACCAACAUCUAUAUUUCUCUGCUUAAUUACAUGAUUGUAGAUUGGUUAAGUGUAAUGUAACAUUCCUAUCUCUCCUCAGGCCCAGUGGAGGUGAAAGCAGAUGAGUUUCCUCGCCAUGGCAGCAACAUGGACGCCAUGUCCAAACUGAGGCCCUGCUUCUUGAAGGACGGCAGCGGCACCGUCACCCCCGGCAACGCCUCAGGUACGAAGGGGGCACUCAUCCUUGACGCACGGUGAUGAUGUCAGUGAGAUCCCUCAACUCAAAUGUCCUUUGGCAGCUUUCCAGUUGACCACUCCAGUUACAUUACUCUUCACCGUUUCUCCUUGCAUAGUGAUCUAGAUUGUAAUGACCUUAAAAUGUUUCAGGGAUAUACAACAGGGUUUCAUCCCGUUAAACUCACGUUGUGUUCUAUUCAUUUCUAUGCAUUCCCUCAGGUAUAAAUGAUGGCGCCGCAGCAACUGUUCUCAUGAGCCAAUCAGAAGCUCAGAAUAGAGGCCUCAAGCCAAUGGCCAAAAUCACCUCCUGGGCACAAGCCGGCCUCGACCCAGCAAUCAUGGGAACUGGGCCUAUCCCAGCCAUCAGGAAAGCGGUGAGAACCAAUCAGAAACCAGCUAGGAAUGUUCAGACGUGCACAACUAUAGCAUUGCUGUAGGGCAGGCAACCCUGGUCCUGGAGUGCCGCAGGCACUUUCUUUAUUUAACCGACCAGGAAGACCACGUAUGUUGAAUUUAGGCAAUCACUGAACUGAUCAAUUAACUAAGUAUCUCAGUGUGGUGCCUAGUAGGGUAUAAUCCUGCUCAUUCUAAAGGUAGUUUUCAUUGAUUCUUUACCAGGUUGAGAAGGCUGGUUGGCAGCUGGAUCAGGUGGACCUGUUUGAGAUAAACGAAGCGUUCGCUGCCCAGUCCAUCGCUGUGGUGAAAGAGCUUGGACUCAACCCAGAUAAGGUAACUACUCUAAUUUAAUGUACCAUUAAUUCCACACUAUUGCUUAGGGCAAACAGUUACCCCAUAUCUUUGCUCUCUAUCCCUGCGCAGGUGAAUGUGAGUGGGGGUGCCAUCUCCCUGGGACACCCCAUAGGCAUGUCUGGCUGCCGGGUUCUGGUAACCCUUCUGCAUGCGCUUCAGAGGACUGGGGGUCAGAGAGGCGUGGCUUCUCUCUGCAUCGGGGGAGGGAUGGGUAUUGCCAUGUGUGUAGAGAGGGUGUGAAAACAAUACAUAUACACUGAUUCUGCAUUCAAGAUCACAACAUUGGCAAUCUUAUUGGGCCUAAAGGGAAAGUUCGAAAUGCUUUAUUACAUGGUUUCAGACGUUUUCUGUGGAGUGGUGUGAAUGGCGGUUAUAUUAGUACAGACUAUUGAUCAUUAAUUUCUCUCCGUCACUGCACUGAAAAUGAAGCAAUAUUGAUGUACUGUUGUGAUUCCUGAAUGCAAUCUAGGGGCUCUAUUCAAUCCGUUUCUUGGAAGUUCAGCGUUACUUAAAUUUAAAGGCAAUGUUCCUG